UUUUCGGCAGAGCUGGCGUGAUGUAGGUGAAAUAGAUAAAACAAAAUACGAAGACAGUUACACUCUUCAGCUUACAUCCACUUCAGGUCUAUCAUUGAACCAACACGAAAUAUCAUUUUGCACGGAUAACCACCAUCAGAAUGGACUUGGCAAAAUUGUCGAGGAACGUUUCGCAACGGCUUUCCAUUUCUUCUCUGAUAGGUUUUGCAUUAUUUCUCGUUCUGGCCAUAACGAUACUAUAUCAAGAUUCAAGGAUAGCAAAAAUGGAAGAGAAAUCAAAUACAAAUCGCUUCGUCUCCAAGAGAUCUGCCGACGAGGAACAUCAGCCUCAGCCAAUGCCGCCAAUACCCGGUCCUGGAUCCCUGUAUACCCGGUGGGGUAGAACAACCUGUCCAUGUAAUUCACGUCUGGUAUACGAUGGUGUGGUUGGAGGACAAUUCUAUACACAAUCAGGUGGCGGAAGUAAUCUCUUAUGUCUACCUAACGACCCCAUUUGGGCCAAUUUCACUGACGGAUAUCAAAAAGCGGGAUCAAUAGAAAAUACGGUGAGAAAAUACAUUGGAAAUGUGAAAAUAGAGAAUGAAUGCAAGAGUGCAUUCCGUGCAGGAAAAUGA
Molecule: messenger RNA, 614 nt
Organism: Octopus sinensis (East Asian common octopus)
Lineage: Eukaryota; Metazoa; Mollusca; Cephalopoda; Octopoda; Octopodidae
Exons: 5
Coding region: 141-614 (157 amino acids)
Source: RefSeq, a predicted model, not a curated record